Molecule: messenger RNA, 4197 nt
Organism: Neoarius graeffei (lesser salmon catfish)
Lineage: Eukaryota; Metazoa; Chordata; Actinopteri; Siluriformes; Ariidae
Gene: sonb
Product: protein SON
Exons: 13
Coding region: 59-3445 (1128 amino acids)
Biological process (GO): regulation of cell cycle; regulation of mRNA splicing, via spliceosome
Molecular function (GO): RNA binding
Source: RefSeq, a predicted model, not a curated record
CAGGGGCAUUGUGGGAUAUCGGGCAGUAAAGUCAGUCCUCCGAGUUCCACUGAAGGAAAUGGCAACCAACAUUGAACAGAUUUUUCGGGAUUUUGUGAUGAAUAAAAUAAAAGAAAUAGAAGAUGAAAGCCAGGAUAAGAGCCAUACAGACAAGGCGGAGUCUAAUAAUGAGGAGUCGCAUGCUGACCACGAGACAGGAGUAAAUAAAGCAGCAGCUCAGAUUGAAGUGUUGAGCAAAGCCACAGAUAAAGUCUCAAAUAGCAUGUCCCAAGGCAACGGUAGCAAAGAAGAAUUUCAUACUAAACACAAGAAAUCUAAAAAGCACAAAAAACAUAAAAGUAAAAAGAAGAAGAAGAAGAAACAUAAGGAAGCAAAAGAGAGCAGCUUGGAGUCAGAGUCGGGUGGAGAGACGCAAGCAAGUGUCAAAAAAAAGAAGAGAAAGAAAAAGAAGAAACACAAACAGGGAGAAAAAGGCAAAAAGUUUGAUUCGCAGUCUGGUAGCUCUUCUGAAUCCGAGUCUGAAUCUGAGUCUGAAAUGAAACCUUUGGGUGAAACUGUGAAAACCUUAACUGGGAAGACGCCUCAGGAUUUACCUGACAUUAUUCCUAAGCUUGAGACAGCUUCUGACAAACACAAAGAAAGUAAAAGAGCCAAAAGGAGCUCGAGUCGCUCAAGAACAUCCCGGCAAGACAAGAGUUUGAGAAGGCAGCGCUCCUGUUCCAGUUCAAGCAAACGGAAAGCAAAACACAGAUCCAGGUCCCGCUCACCGAGACGAUCUCCAAGAUCACGGUCUAAAUCACAGUCAAGGAAAAGCCCAGGAAGACCGUCUACACAGAAAAGAUGGAGGAGUAGAUCCAGGUCACAUUCGAGAUCACAGCGACGUAACAGACGGUCCAGAUCUCGUUCAGCCAGAAGAGGCAGAUGUUCACGAUCCAGGUCACGGUCUAGACAAACUAGAUCAAGGUCUCAUGUAAGGAAGAGCAGAAGAUCUCGGUCAAAAAGUAGGUCCCGUUCAUAUCAUUCCAGACAGUCUAGGUCUCCGAGACGGGACAGGCGUUCUACAUCAAGUUCCCGGUCAAAAUCGAGAUCUUUUUCAAGUGAUGAACAUCCUGAGAGGGAGAGACAAAAGAACAGUACAGCUGCAGAAAUAAAGCAUGAUGAUAGCUCUCUAAACAAAAAUCUCAGUGAAGCAGAAAAUGGAGACAAAGAAAAAAGUCAGACCGUGACAGUGACUCCCUCUGCCAGUAUUAUAAAUGAUGACCAAGUCACUCGACUUGGAGGCUCCUGGAGACCGAUUCCUCUCUUGGAUGCAAGUGUGUCUGUUUCUGGCUCCUCUGAGCCCAACCCUACAGUAAAGUGCAUUACACCCACAAUGCCUUUGGAUAUGAAAGAUGUUUCAGCAUGUACCUCAGGUGGGUCUAGAGACCUCCAGAGCACUGAAAAGACAGAUGAUCUUGCUAGUGCUGAACUGACAGACUCCCAAGUAUUUAAACACAAGUCCAUAUCACCACCGAAUCAAAGGCACUCAAAAUCACCUUCAAGGAAAAGAUCAACAUCCAGUUCUCCUUUUAAACGAAGGAAGUCCAGAUCAUCCUCCAGAGACAGCAGGAAGUCUCCUUUGCAAAGGAAAAGAUCCAAGUCCAGAAAACGGACUAGGCGCUCUAAAUCCAAGUCGCCCAAAAGGAAAAGGUCAAAAUCCCAUUCGCCAGGGCGCCGGAGAAGGUCUAGGACCUCGGAUAGAAAGCGGUCAAAAUCUAGACACCGGUCUCGCUCUAAAUCAAGAAGGUCUAGGUCUGGCUCACGUCGGAAAAGAGGUGGUUUCAGGAACCGAAUGUUUAGUCAGCGAGAUCGAUGGAAACGAGAACCGAGCCAUUCUCCUGUGGUCAUCCUGCGGAAAAAAAGGUCGACCUCUCGAUCUCGCCGUAGCACUAGCAAGACACCUCCACGCCUUACUGAGCUUGAUAAAGAACAAUUGCUUGAAAUUGCCAAGGCUAAUGCUGCAGCUAUGUGUGCUAAAGCUGGUAUGCCAAUUCCAGAGAGUCUGAGGCCAAAAACUGUCCCUCAGCUGUCCUUGCCAACCCCAAAUCCCACACAAUUGCCUUUACCCCUGGCCCUACCUGUCAAUCUCCCCAUGGGAAUACAAGGGAUGUCCAUGAAUGCUGCAGUGGCUAGCAUGACUGCUGCCACCAUGACUGCAGCUCUAUCUGGUAUGAAUGCGCUUGCUGCCAUGCCACAGUUGGCUCCCUUACCCACAAUAACCAACAAGCCUCCACCUUCAGCCACGUCAAAUCUGAAUCUGGUUACUAUUGAAGAAGCGAAAAAAAAGUUGGCAAAACAAGCAAACAGCUACAGCAUCAAGGAGCUCACGGAAAAAUGCAAAAAGAUUGCGGAGAGUAAAGAGGAGAUGGCUAUUGCAAAGCCACACGUUUCAGAUGAUGAGGAAGACGACAGGCCAUUUGGAGGAGUUGCCCUUAAGGAGAAUAAGGGCAUUACAUUCAGUCUCAGUAACCCCUCUGCAAAGCCAGCAGUAAGGUCUGAGGCUGCUUUUGCCAAGGAGUUCCCAGUGUCUUCAGGUUCACAGCACCGCAAAAAGGAGGAAGAUGGAGUGUAUGGAGAGUGGAUCCCUGUGGAAAAAAAGACUGAUAAAGCAGGGACUCCAUCAGCAGCUCCUGCACCUGAGGAUCAGAACAAAACCAACGACAGCGUCUUUCCUGAGGCACCCUCGCAGCCAGUGGACAUCACACUUGCAAUUACUGAAAGGGCAGUGGCACAGAAGAGACUGGCAGAGAAUCCUUUUGACAUCAAUGCCAUGUGUAUGCUUAAUCGUGCACAAGAGCAGGUGGAUGCUUGGGCCCAGUCCAACACAAUCCCAGGUCUAUUCACUGGUUCAACAGGUGCUCAAGUGCUCUCGUCUGAAGAGCUGUCCAACAGUGGCCCGCAGGCUUGGCUCAAGAAGGACCAAUUCCUGCGUGCUGCCCCAGUCUCAGGAGGCAUGGGAGAGUUGCUGAUGAAAAAGAUGGGUUGGCGUUCUGGAGAAGGCCUCGGCAAACACAGAGAAGGCACAGUGGAACCCAUUGUAAUAGACUUCAAAACUGACCGCAAGGGACUAGUAGCAGAGGGGGAGAAGACCCAGAAAUCUUGUAAUAUGGUCAUGAUGAAGGAUCUUUUAGGGAAGCACCCAGUGUCUGCGCUGAUGGAGUUGUGUAAUAAGAAAAAAUGGCCACAGCCAGAGUUUGCCAUGGUGCUCCACAGUGGUCCUGAUCACCGGAAGAAUUUUCUCUUUAAGGUGAUGGUGAAUGGAUGCGAUUACCAGCCCCAGACAGCCAGCCCCAACAAAAAGCAUGCCAAGGCCAUGGCAGCUACAUUGGCUCUCCAGGCCAUGGGGGAGAUCGCAGGGGACAAUAUGCAUUCAGGACCUCAGUUCACAGCAGCCACCAACGCCUGAUUAGCACAGCAACACACAUUUCUCAUUUGAUUUGUCUGCUAGAUAUCCUUUCUGAUCCCUUUUUUUUUCCCCAUUUUUUUUUUAAUUGCUGAUUUUAGUUUUGUGGAUUCCUCCUUUUGUAAACGCAUCCUUACAAAUUUCUUGGCCAGGCCCAGGUCUGUAUGUUUAACGCUGUGUGUUUGAGCUGACGUGUAAGCCUGGAAAGCUUAGCCAAAAGUCAUUACUGACCAGUAGAAGAUAUUUUAAGAAUCUUUCUUGGGCUUUACAGAGCAGCUUCUUUUUGUAACCCGGAUUUUCUGUUCUCUCCUUCUGCUGUACUACAGGCUUGAUUUGUUAAACAUGUUGAUACAAUGUCCUGAUACUGAGUUCUAUGUUUUAUACAGGAUUAGAUGAUGGUUAAAUUUACAAAAUUGAAAACAUAAUGGAUAAACUUUAUUUUUUCUUCAUUAUGAAGAGAUUACUGGUAUGUUGUAGUAUUUCUUUGGUCUACAUAUCAUGCAUAUGAUAUAAUUUGGACCACUCCUGUUAAUGUUUUGAGUUGUGGACAGGUGGAAUUUGAUAAAUGUAAUAAAUUUGUCGUUUCCAGGACACAUUUUGAAUGACUGACUGUAUUAGCUAAGGGUCUUCCUCCCUCCCCCCUACUCCGUUGUCAGUAUUAGGUUGAGCCAAGUGUAAUGCAUGUGUAAAAUUGUAAUUUUUUUUAAAGUAAUAUUAAAAAUAUUCUAAUAAAAUAUUGCUUUAUUUUUAUAUAA